GGACGAGGCAAAAGAAGAAGAAGAAGAAGAAGAAGAGCUGCAUCAGAAGUUUCUAAAGGUCAGAGGUCAUUUCAGUCAUCUGAUCUGAACCAACCAGGAGACAGAAAACAACCUUCAGCAUGGAGGCGUGACAGACAGGAUCUGCAGCCAUAAUGGCGUCCAUCAAAGGACGAACAGGAAGUCUGAACAUGCUGCACUUCCUCCUGGGUGUGUUACUGGUUCCUCCUGAAGGGGUCAUCAGUCUGGAACUGCAGCCUUCAUCCUCUGAAGUUCUGAUCAACUCAAACUCCAACUUCACUGUGGUGUGUUCGGGCUGGAGUCAGGUGACAUGGCAGUUACCUCUGGACUCUCAGGUGGACGGGGUCAUUGUGGAGAAUCAGGGGUCCAGUAGCAUCCUGCAGCUCUAUAAUGCCACCUGGAGGAAUUCUGGGAGAUACACCUGUGAAGAGGCAUCGUCCUCUCAGAGCAGAGAGAUUGACAUCUUCAUACCUGGUCAAGGUCCUGAGGAAUGGUUCAUCCCGUUGGGUCGAGGUGUGGUGAUGAAGGAUGCUGAAGAAGAUACUAUCCCCUGUGUAGUGUCCGACCCACGGCUCAACGUCUCGCUAUACGAACGUCCCGGCAGGACGCCGGUUACUAGGAUGACGUACGAACCGGGCCGAGGCUUCACCGGGCGUCUGAACGACACUUCGUAUGUGUGCUUGGCCUCCCGCGGAGACGAGGAGAGAGAGUCUCAGGUGUACUAUGUCUUCAGCAUCGUAGUCCCUAAGGUCAUGGAGGUGGACCUGGAGGUGUCCAGCAGUGUGUUGAAGCAGGGGGAGGUUCUCACUGUAAACUGCACUGUCAAAGACACUGAUGUGGUCUACUUCUCCUGGGACUUCCCCCGCAGACAGGAAAUCGAACCUGUGACAGACUUCCUGCCCCACCGCAUCCGCUCCUUCGUCAACAUCUCAGCGGCAACGGUGGAAGAUUCUGGUGUGUAUGUGUGCACAGUGAAGGAGAAGGUGCAGGAACAAACUGUGUUGAAAAACAUCACAGUGACAGUACUGGAUCAAGGUUACGUCUACCUGUGGCCUUUAGGUGAGCCCAACGUGUCAUCUCUCCUCCAUCACACGGUGGACUUCAGAGUGGAGAUUGACGCCCACCCUGCCCCCACUGUCCUCUGGACCAAAGACAACCAGACGGCCGCCACGGAAACCACCUUCGUCAACACCACACACCUGACAGGAAGCAGGUAUAUGAGCACGCUGACACUGGUACGAGUCCAGAUGAAUCAGACAGGAAGAUACACAGCAACCGUUUCCAAUGACGAUGAUGAAGAGGAGAUUGUCUUCAACCUGGAGGUCACAGCGCCCCCCAGGAUCACAUCUCUGUCGGAGGUUGGCGGAAAGGCGGUGCUGUGUAUCAGCGAGGGAGCUCCACCCCCAUCUGUCACCUGGUACACCUGUCACAGCUCACACAGGUGCAGCAAUUUGAUGGGCGGCUGGAGAAACCUAUCAGCAGCCGUGGAGGGCGGGGCUCUGCGGGAGAACGUCACUGAGGUGGAGAAGAGAGGUGUCACCCAGGUACGCAGUGUGUUGACUCUGGAGAGUCUCACCUCUCUGUCAGCUGUUCGCUGUGAAGCCAAAAACUCUGCAGGGCAACGAGCCAGAGACCUCCGAAUACUGUCCAACUCUCUCCUGUCUCAGGUUGCCGUCCUGGCAGUGGUUCUGGUUCUGGUUGUCCUCGCUGUUGUGUUCCUCAUUAUCCUCAUCCUCCUCUGGAGAAAAAAACCUCGUUAUGAAGUUCGUUGGAAGGUGAUCGAGUCUGUUAGUGCUGACGGACAGCAGUACACCUACGUCGACCCUGCCCACCUGCCCUACAGCUCCACCUGGGAAGUACCACGAGACAACAUAGUACUAGGUCAGGUGUUGGGUUCAGGUGCAUUCGGUCGUGUCGUAGAGGCAACCGUCUCCGGUCUGCUUCACUCUCAUUCUACAACUAAAGUGGCUGUCAAGAUGGUCAACCCCAACAGCGGUGCAGCUCAGUCUCUGAUGUCAGAGUUGAAGGUUAUGGUUCAUCUCGGUCCUCAUGUGAAUGUCGUCAACCUGCUGGGAGCGUGCACGAGAGGAGGUCCUGUCUACCUGAUCACUGAGUUCUGUCGUCAUGGAGACCUGGUGAACUACCUGCAGAGGAACAAACACACCUUCUUACAGAGAGACAGACACAACAAGAGUGAGAGUGACGGAGGGUACAUGGAUAUGAAUAAGGAGGAAAACGCUCAGUACGUCGCCAUGAAGGAGCUCAACUACGCCGACAUUGAACCUGCAGUGUACGAGAUGCCAUACACACCGCCAGACCAUCAGGAGGCGUCUCUCCUCCUCAGCGACUCUCCUCUCCUCACUCUCAAUGACCUCCUCAGCUUCUCCUUCCAGGUCUCUCAGGCCAUGGACUUCCUCUCCUCCAGAAACUGUGUCCACAGAGACCUGGCAGCGAGGAACGUCCUGGUCUGUGAGGGGAAGCUUGUGAAGAUCUGCGACUUUGGGCUGGCCAGAGAUCUGACGAAGGACCAGGACUACAUCGCCAGAGGAAAUAGCUUUCUGCCGGUGAAGUGGAUGGCUCCAGAGAGUAUCUUCCAGAACAUUUACAGCUCUCAGAGUGAUGUCUGGUCCUACGGAGUCUUACUGUGGGAGAUCUUCUCUCUGGGUGACAGCCCUUACCCCGACCUCCCCAUGACGCACGAGUUUUACUCUGCUCUGAAGAAAGGAUACAGGAUGAGCCAACCUGACCGCGCUCCUGACAACAUUUUUGAUCUGAUGAAACUGUGCUGGGAGAAGAAACCUCAGUCCAGACCUUCUUUCUCCUCAUUGGUCGUCUCCAUGGGCAACAUGUUGAGUGAAGACUACAAAAAGCGUUACCUGCAGGUUACUGAGAACUUCCUGAAAGGUGAAAAUCCGGCGUUUGUUCGAUGCAGACUGAGUCCGUCCACAGCUGCUGGAGAUCAGGCUGACGAAGAGCCCGACAGAAACGACAGCCCCGCCCCCCAGGUGAACGUUCCCCUGCUGGAGGCGGAGUCGAAGGAGGAAGGCCCCUCCCGCGGCACUUACAUCAUUCCCAUCCAUGACAUCACCAUAGAAACCAGCAGCGGCGCUGCGCUGGACGCAGUCAGCCCUUUACUGUCAGAGUCUUUGGACACACCAGGAGCACAGGAAGUGACAUCAUCCGAGGACAGACAGGAAGCUGAGGAGCCUCCUCAGAUAUCCUGCAGACCUGAGGAAGAGGGGAACUUCCUGUGAAUGGUUCUCCUGCCAGGCGCAGCAGAGGGCUGGAUAACACUGAUAAAACAUGACAUCAUCAACAGGUUCUGCUCAGCAAGGCAGGCACUGAGGGUUUUUUUUACCCAAAUGCCUGACUACAAGGCUGUGGAAGGAAACUUGCUUUAAAGCUAUGAGAAGCCGCUUAGGCCAAAAUAGAAUACUUUGCACGCUCAUACAUACAGACAUACUAUCAUGUGUAUGUAUGUUUGUGUGUGUGUGUGUGUGUGUGU
Micropterus dolomieu (smallmouth bass) is the source of this 3523-nucleotide messenger RNA. RefSeq names its product platelet-derived growth factor receptor beta-like. NCBI's taxonomy places the organism in Eukaryota, Metazoa, Chordata, Actinopteri, Centrarchiformes, Centrarchidae. The transcript is spliced from 28 exons. Gene Ontology annotation, biological process: protein phosphorylation; positive regulation of smooth muscle cell migration; cell chemotaxis. The record is from RefSeq and is a predicted model, not a curated record. Gene Ontology annotation, molecular function: ATP binding; platelet-derived growth factor binding; platelet-derived growth factor beta-receptor activity. Gene Ontology annotation, cellular component: signaling receptor complex. The coding region runs from base 153 to 3272 and encodes 1039 amino acids.